This is a messenger RNA of Cercocebus atys (sooty mangabey), 1179 nucleotides long. It is a transcript of the gene PDZD11, whose product is annotated as PDZ domain containing 11. Gene Ontology annotation, cellular component: basolateral plasma membrane; cell-cell junction; synapse. Gene Ontology annotation, biological process: protein localization to basolateral plasma membrane; neurotransmitter secretion; maintenance of epithelial cell apical/basal polarity. Lineage: Eukaryota; Metazoa; Chordata; Mammalia; Primates; Cercopithecidae. The record is from RefSeq and is a predicted model, not a curated record. Gene Ontology annotation, molecular function: protein binding. The transcript is spliced from 8 exons. Bases 273 to 695 code for a protein of 140 amino acids.
GCAGUGCGGACUGCCGAGGGCGGAGCGCGCACGUCGGCGCGCGCAGGCCGGCGCGGUGGGAAGGGGAGGGUCAGUUUGUUGCACCCUGGCCCGGCCUCUUUUCCACCCUGCGGAGCAUCCGCUUCCGGUUCCCAGACUGAAUUGGCGGUGAGCGGAGUUUGAGGUCGCUGUGGACUGCCCACUGGAUUGUUGUGAAAAAUGAGGUCCUCUUUCUAGAGUACCUGGCAGGUUGCUUGGCAUCCAGAAGAUGUUUAGCUAAGGCCUUGCCCGAGAUGGACAGCCGGAUUCCUUAUGAUGACUACCCGGUGGUUUUCUUGCCUGCCUAUGAGAAUCCUCCAGCAUGGAUUCCUCCUCAUGAGAGGGUGCACCACCCAGACUACAACAAUGAGUUGACCCAGUUUCUGCCCCGAACCAUCACACUGAAGAAGCCUCCUGGAGCUCAGUUGGGAUUUAACAUCCGAGGAGGAAAGGCCUCCCAGCUAGGCAUCUUCAUCUCCAAGGUAAUUCCUGACUCUGAUGCACAUAGAGCAGGACUUCAGGAAGGGGACCAAGUUCUAGCUGUGAAUGAUGUGGAUUUCCAAGAUAUUGAGCACAGCAAGGCUGUUGAGAUCCUGAAGACAGCUCGUGAAAUCAGCAUGCGUGUCCGCUUCUUUCCCUAUAAUUACCAUCGCCAAAAAGAGAGGACUGUGCACUAGAAAGUUGCAGCCCACAGCCCUUCAUGUGGACUCUGCCAUGACAUGCUAACUAGACUUCAGGAGAGCCACUUCUAUUUUCAGCCCCUCCCUGGAAUAGUGAGUUGGGAGGAUGGGGAGACAGCUAACCAACUGAAUUACCCAAACUGUAUUGCACUUUUAGUUCCCUAGUUUUCUAGGUGAGCUUCAUUCCCUGAAAGGAGGAUGAUAUCUAGGCAUAACCUAGCCUGUGAGGAACCUAGUUAGGAAAGACAGCUGACAUUUAUUGAAUACCAUGUACUAGUCCCUUACAUAUGUCAUAUUUUAAUUAUAGAAAUCAGUAGCAAAAAGAAUCUUGGGGAUUUUCCAUCUGACUUCCCUGACCAUCUUAUCCCAUCCUUGUACUACCAGAGGAUUCAUACACUUUUGAGACUCCAAAGAGACCCUGUUUUCACCCCUUCCUCCUCCUAGCCUCUCCCCCAAAAAGUAAAACACAAUGCUGAAGAAA